Mus musculus (house mouse) is the source of this 840-nucleotide messenger RNA. Its product is annotated as predicted gene 5168. The record is from RefSeq and is marked validated. The transcript is spliced from 9 exons. The coding region runs from base 86 to 721 and encodes 211 amino acids. Lineage: Eukaryota; Metazoa; Chordata; Mammalia; Rodentia; Muridae.
AUUGAGGAGCUGAGCACGGAAGGGUGCAGUUGUGAAGGUGUUCACCUCUGAGAUAACCUAAGACAACUGAACGCUUAAGAGAAAAAUGUCUAUUAAGAAACUGUGGGUGAUACCAAAGGAAGGUUACUUAUUACUUCUUGACUUUGAUUCAGAUGAAGAAGAGCAGGCUCAUUCUGAAGUAAAGAGGCCAGCAUUUGGCAAACAUGAGAAUAUGCCGCCUCACGUAGAAGAAGAUGAAGAUAUAAGAGAUGAACAAGACAGUAUGUUGGAUAAAUCUGGAGAAAACGUAAGUUUCUCAGAGGAAUGGCAGCGUUUUGCACGUUUUGUAGAGACACCAAUGGAAAACUGGAAUUUGUUAAGUGGUGAACAGCAAGUUAGGAAUGCUUCAGAAUUGGACCUUAUGGAAGUACAGAAUCCAGUAACUCAUGAUGAUGGGAAUGCAAAUCCUGAAGAAGUAGUUGGAGAUACACGAAAGAAGAUCAACAACAAAUUGUGUGAGCAGAAGUUUGAUAUGGAUAUACAGAAAUUCAAUGAAGAGCAAGAAAAAUCAGUGAACAAUUAUCAAAAAGAACAAGAAGCAUUAAAACUGUCCGAAUGCAGUCAGAGACAGACCCUGGAAGCAAUUGAAGACAUGCAUGAGAAGUCCAUGGAGGGUUUGAUGAACAUGGAGACCAACAACUACGAUAUGCUUUUUGAUGUAGAUGGUGAAGAGACAUUAUGAAGCAUACUCUGAAGUACUCUUCUCCUUUCCCAUCUUCAGACUAAUGAAACAUACAUAUUUCUCCCUUGCUGGUACAUUGUAACCAAAUAAAAAAUUCACUAACAUUUUUGUCUCCUAUG